Molecule: messenger RNA, 1647 nt
Organism: Condylura cristata (star-nosed mole)
Lineage: Eukaryota; Metazoa; Chordata; Mammalia; Eulipotyphla; Talpidae
Gene: ERP29
Product: endoplasmic reticulum protein 29
Exons: 4
Coding region: 1-1356 (451 amino acids)
Biological process (GO): protein secretion
Cellular component (GO): endoplasmic reticulum; endoplasmic reticulum lumen
Source: RefSeq, a predicted model, not a curated record
AUGCCCAGGAUGGUGCCCGGGCCCGUGAGCGACGGCGGCGCCGCCCUCGCUUCACAGCAGCGUACUGCACACUCGCCCCAUUUCCCGCCAAGGGCACUGCGCCCAGCGAGGACCGAGCGUGCCCUCGCGGGCAGCGCGCCGCAGCCAGCGGGCGCUCAGACUGGCGUCGGCGCAUGCGCCUUCUGUGGCAAGUUCCUGACGGGGCAGGUUUCUCCCGAGCUCUUAACUGACUGCGGCUUGCGCCCCUCGCGGCUCCCGCCUUGUCAGGUUCGGGCCAGCAGAGGCUGCCCAAGCGAAAGCCAAGGCGGGAAAGCUCGCGGCGCGACCGCGCUCCUCCGCGCUCCUCGCGGCUCCCCGCGGCUCUCGCUGAGCCCCGCUGUGUCUGUCUCGGUGCCCGCCGGCCCCCCCGCACUCACUUCUGCUGCCUCCGCUUCGGGGCGCCCGCCCGCCGCCUCCCCUUGCCGAGCACUGUGUGAGCAGCCCUGCGGCCGGCCGAGCAGGUCGGGGGCUCCCGGGCACGAGUCCGCCGCCCUCCUCGUGCCGACGCACAAACCACUUUCCCUCUCCCCAGGCCGUUUCCUCCAGUGGCUGAGGGGAGCGGAGAGCGGCGUUCGCUACCAGCACGCGCGCGCCGUCUGGCCGUCGGUGUACCACAGGCAGAGUAGCUCCAAAGGUCCCUGGAACCCCCACUUGCUCAGCUCUAUACGCCCUCAGGUCAUUCCCAAAAGCAAGUUCGUCUUGGUGAAGUUCGACACACAGUAUCCCUACGGUGAGAAGCAGGAUGAGUUCAAGCGUCUGGCUGAAAACUCGGCCUCCAGCGAUGAUCUCUUGGUGGCAGAGGUGGGGAUCUCAGAUUAUGGUGACAAGCUAAAUAUGGAGCUGAGUGAGAAAUACAAGCUGGACAGUGAGAAGUACCCAGUCUUCUACCUCUUCCAGGAUGGAGACUUUGAGCACCCAACUCUUUACAGUGGGGCAGUUAAGGCUGAGGCCAUCCAGCGCUGGCUAAAAGAGCAUGGGGUCUACCUAGGUAUGCCCGGUUGCCUGCCUGCAUAUGAUGCUCUUGCUGGGGAGUUCAUCAGGGCCUCUACUGUGGAGGCCCGCCAGGCCCUCUUGAAGCGAGGGCAGGACAACCUGGCAGAUGUGAAAGAGACUGAGAAGAAGUGGGCCAAACAGUACCUGAAGAUCAUGGGCAAAAUCGUAGACCAAGGUGAAGACUUCCCAGCAUCAGAGAUGACCCGGAUUGCCAAGCUGAUUGAGAAAAACAAGAUGAGCGACAGUAAGAAGGAAGAACUCCAAAAGAGCUUGAACAUCCUGACUGCCUUCCAGAAGAAGGGGGCUGAGAAGGAGGAGCUCUAAAAAGGCACUCCGGUGUUCAGUGGGGGUAGGGAGGGGAAGAGUUACCUAUUAGCUGUGAGGCCCUCCUGAGAUUUGAUGGUGUUGAGGAAAAAGUGGCAGUAUAGCAGAAUCUGAGUAUGCCCGGAACAUGCUUGGGACAUCUCUAGAGCCAGUCAGGGCACAGCCGGAACACUUACUCAGAGGGCUUGUGAAAUACCCCCACAGAAGGAAUUGGUGCUAUAAAGAAUGUACUGCCCAGGUCCUCGACAGAUGUAAUUCUGAUCCAAUUAAAGUUUGUGUUUUGUUAAGCAG